GCACGAAUCGUACAGUACAUUUACAUUGCAAAAAGCCUGAAACAAAGUUUUAAACCAAACUGACCUAAAACAAGCCAUUGCCAGUCCAAGAGUUACCUUAAAACAAGCAUUGCUAUCCUGCAUGUGGACUGUGUGAACUUGUGGAGUUUCUAUUUCUAACAACGCCAGAACCAGAAAUAGUCAACGGCAGAGGGGCAGGGGAAAAUGUCACUCAGAGCAGCGGAGGCAGUGUAAAAAGAGUGAGGAACACACUUUCGUCGGGCGCUCCGAAGACGCAACCACAGCCACAGCCAGGGCCACAAGCGCCGCCACCGAUCCUGCUGGGAGGUGCUCUCCUGGAAUGGAGCACGGUCAGGUGAGUGUUGACGGGUCGCGGACGGGUGCGGACAGCGAGCAAAAGUAAGAGACGACUGUGGUUCUGCAUCUGCAGUUGUAAUUCACAGGGCAGACACCUGCGAGCGCAAUGCAAACCAAGCCGAUCCUAGUAGGGCCUGCGAACAAACUCAGUCUUCGGCGCUGGCUUGGAUGUCGUCGGUAAUUGGGUGCACCUCAUUCGGGACCCCCCUCGCAUUUCUUUGCCACAAUGCAAAGCCUGGACUCCUCAUGCCAAGAAGCCGAUUUUAUUAUAAAUGACACGCUCAAAAAGCUAAAGGGUUCCAGCAGCGCAGACCAUGCCUCGGGACUAGCGCAUGCUGUGGUUCACACUCACGGCGUGAGUGUCCACCAACCGUCAUUCGUCCAGUACCAGGCGACGUCCUCCCCCUCCAGUCACCAGCUGCAGGCGCAGCAGACGCAGUCCUACCACCAGAUCCACUCGACGCUUCAGCACCAGCAGCAGCAGCAGUCGUCCCCGGUUACGGUCAGCUUUCCGACAAGCAGCAAGUCAUACCUGGAGAGUAGUCUACUGCAGGCUAUACCCCAGAUACCCGCCCAGCCACCCAUCUGCAUCUUCGAUGACGAAGAAUCCCCCACCGAGGGGCCAGGAGGCUCACUCAGCGGCUCGCUGGCCAUACUCACGGAACCCACGUCAGCCACGCCCACUGGCCUUCCGACCGCAAUCGCCCCGUCGCCCUCCUCGUGCUCGUCAACCACUACGACGCUGUCGAAUUUCAACUCGAUCACGUCGCCUUCCCCGGUGGUGCCCGACCUACUUCUAUCGACUCCACCGGGCGUAAAUUCUAGCCUCAGCAGUGGCGCGGUUGUUAUAGCGCCGUCGGCGGCUUCAGCGUCCACUAAGAAAUCGGAGAAGCGGCCUUCGUCGUCUAAUUCGAGCUCCAGUGGAGUGAGUCAUCACUUACACCACCAUCAUCACCACCAGUCCCAGAACCAUCAUGUUCUGGCCUCGCCAACUUCGUCGCCCAACAAGCGCCAGAAGUCGAGUAGCAGCAGCAAGGACAGCUCUUCUAGUCGCAGCUCAGCUUUGCCCUCCUCCGCCUCAGCAAGUCUGGCCACCUCGUCGACGCAAUCAGCACGAGCAGGCACCGCCACCUCAAACAGCAAUAUUCAUUCAUCGGCGAAGACCUCGGGCUCUUCGGGCAACUCCAAGUUCUUUAAUUUGCACGAGAAGAUUCGGGACCUGUACCUACAGCUUUUGAGCAAUGACCUAAACAACUUCGCCGAGACAGGGCUGAAGCAGCGCACACGAUCGUUCACCCUGGAGCGGCUAGUCGAACGGGAGAAGCUCAAUACGAUCGUGGUGAAUCUUUACCCCGGCAACAAAGGAUACUCACUUGCAAUGCACUACGACGAGCACUUGGUGCUGAACCCUGUUACGAACGAAUGGACUGCCACUCCAAGGGACGAAUCCUUUUUCGAAGGCCCCGGAUCCGGGGCAAUCGGAUCAGCUGGGGGCCAUCGAAGUCGCGCUAAGCUGGCGGCCGUCGACGAGAGUCUUUCUAAGGCGGAACCCGCGCAAGCAAAGCAUGAGUUUGGCCUUGUGGAAGUCCUCCGAUGGCCCUACGAAAACGAUCUGCUCCUGCAGUGUAUCGAUCGCGAGAUGCUGCCGGAGUUUUUGAUGGAUCUUCUGUGUGCAGAGACUGUCAGUCUGUCGGACGGAAGUGAAGGGACGCGGGUGUACGCAAAACCGAAUGUUUUCUACGCAGGCUGCGUAAUUGUUCAGAUUCGCGACUUCCGCCAGACAUUUGCCACCUCUACAAAUAUCUGUGAUAUGAAGCACAUCCUGCUGAGGCCCACGAAUGCCACCCUCUUCGCGGAAGUGCAGCAAAUGGGCAGCCAGCUACAGGCGGAUGAAAAGCUGGCUUUAGAGAGCCAGCUGGUGUUGGCCACGGCUGAGCCGCUAUGCCUAGAGCCGGAUCCCAGUAUUGGGAGGCAGGCUAUUAACGCUCAGCAUCAGAGACAGCUGUUCAACUCGCAUGAGCUGCGGCGCCGAAUGAAGAAGUUCACCCAGACUGCUAUUAACCGGAAACGCAAGCUGGAUCAGUUCACGCACCACCAUGGCUUGGAGCUGUGCGACUACUUGGCGCGUCUGCGACAAAGACCGCGGACAGGUAGUAGCAGCGGCGGGGGCAACGUCACCCCGGCAACGGCACCCACCAACAAUCCGCUGGUGGGGGCUAUGCUCUCCUCGUUCACCUCCAAGGUUCCCCGCCGACCCCAUGAAGUUAUUCGGCCCAUACUUCCGCCCAGUUUGGAGUAUCCUGCGAACUUGAAGGUUCCAGAGCACGUGAUCAGCGUGGAGAAAUACGCCAAGACCUUCGAGCCCCUGAAUGAGUUCAGCGAAGGCACCAAGGAUAGCUGCCAGCCCAGCAGUCGGCACAACUUCCAACCGCAGCUGGUCGAGGAGUACGUUUUGGAGACAGAACGCGAGGCCAGCGAAGGUCGGCGGGCGCUCUACCACAUAAAACUGUCUAUAUUCCAGCGUCCGUCCGAUGCAGAGUACCUCGGCGAGCUUUACGUGGACCGGGACUUCAAAGAGGGAGAGCGAAACGGCGAAUCAUGUCGCUUUGCGCUGGGCACUCGGGUGCAUGCCAAUCGGUACAUUCAACAGUUCCGCGAGAUCUUCACGGAGGAGGGGCGCAAGGCUGUUAAGAUCACGCAUUUAAUACCCGGACAUGUGCCAAUCGUUACCCACACGGGGCUGACAAGUGAGCAGCGACUUCUUCUGCAGCAACAGCAGCAGCAACAACAGCAGCAGCAGCAACAACAACAGCAGCAGCAACAACAGCAGCCGCAACCUCUGCAGCAACAACAACAGCCCCAAGCCCAGCCGCAGCUGUCCGCUACAGUGCAUCACGUAGCCAUGCCUCGUCAACAAACCACGCAAAAGACUCUGAACUUGGCGGAAGGCAAUGUUAUUGGCGGUUCGCAGAACUUUCGGCCACAACAGCAGCUCCAUGCAAACACCAUGUUGCCACCACAGUCGCCUGCUCCCCAAGACAACAUUGCAAUCAGAAAACAAGCUCAGCUCCAAGCGCCAAAUUAUACGGUGGAGGCCCCGCAGCAACCAACAACGCAUAUAGUGCAACAGCAGCAACCGCAGCAGCACAUACAACUGCAACAACUGGCAACGGGAGAGCCGGUGACCCUGAGCAAUGGUUCCUUGGUUCUGGUACAGCAGCAACAGACCCAGCAACAAUCGCAGCAGUUGGCCCAAGCACUACAGAACUCUGGAAUAACCAUUCAACCCGCCACUAUACAGCAGCAGCAGCAGCCGAAGGGCACUUCGUUGAUGGGGUCCAAUUCCGCAUUGCGUGCCCAACUCAACUCCAAUGUGCCAAUCCUGCAAUCGCAGCUCAAAGUUCAACAGCAGCAGCUUAUUCAGAAGCAACACCAGCAUCAGCAACAACAGACAACUGCCACUAACAACAAUAACAACACCCUGAACAACCACACGGCCAUACACCCGAAUCCUGCCAUCAACGCCAUAGUGAACAGCAUUAUGAACUCGGCCAACCAGUACCAGCAACAACAGCAGCAGCAACAGCAGCAGCAGCAGCAAGAUCACUCUGGCAAUAUGGUGAACAGCAACGCAGUGGCAGCCGCUGGUGGUGGGAGCAACAACAACGGAAGCUCCAACACUACGACACUGAAGAACUCGAACAACGCCUCCAUUUUGAACUUGCUGAACAGCGCACCUGCUGCCAUGACGAGUACCCCUGUUGCCAGUGGAACAUUUACCACAUCCACGGGCCAGCAACAACCGCAGACGUUGACUUUGGUGCAACAUCAGCAGCAGACUACGCCCGCGACCGCCGACGCUGCCACAGCCACAUAUCUACAAACCACCCGUGGCACCCCCACGCUGGUUAGUGCUCAACGGAAGCAACAGUCCAGCGAGGUGCUGCAGAACCUGCUGAAUGCUAACCGCAAGAUUGUCGGGGGAGCCGGUACCACGACGACUUUUCGGACAAACUCCUCUGGGAAUCUAAUCGCCGUCAACCUCAACCAGGCACCUCAAACGCACCACCAGUCUUCAACAGACGGAAGCCAAACUGUUCGAGUGUCCAUGUCGGCGCUGGCUUCGCAGCUAGCUUCACCUCCAGCCGUGAUGACCAAUCCCACUACCAGCUACACAGUGAUCUCUUCCGGAAACAGCGCAGCGGCGGCUGCAGCCUGGAUCCAAAGUCCCACGGGGCCGGUGCAGCAGCGUAUCUUGAGCUCACUAAGGCGGGAUAGCACAACGGCGCCACCCAACGCCAUUGUGGUGGGUAUGGCAGCACCCUCGCCGGGCAGCGACUCGAACGCUUCGAACGCCAGCGGUUUUGCGGUACCCAAUAAUCUGGCAUCCACUUCUAGUGGUGCGGGUGGGGCGCUGUCCGCUUUACUUACCAACGCAGCCACACCUUCGCCCUCCGGAUCGGAUCACUCCCAAUCGUCGCAGUCGCACCAGAACCAAGCGCUGCUGGAGCGGUUAAGUAACGUAACCUCUAACGUAUCCGCAGUAGCCAUGCCACACAUGUCGCCGCAGCAGCCGCAGGCCCAGCAACAGUUCAUCACUAAGACGAUUGUUCACUCCCCCGCCACCUCCUCCAUACACUCGCCAAUGUCUAGUCCGCAUCCACAGCCGUCUGCCUCGCCUCAGCAGCAUCAGCAACAGCAGCCACAGACCACCGCCACCCUAAACCUGCAAGGCAUCAACCUCUCGCAGCUGCAGGGCGCCAUUACCAACUUCGCUGGCCUACAAAAUGUCCAAGUGCAGAUCCCCGGUUUCAACCAACCCAUUUCGCUGCAAUUUUCCGGAAACAGUAUUCAGCAACAGACUGCUGGCAACGCGGCAUCUGGAGCGGGUUCAGUACAGGGGCAGCAGCGAAGUGUUCUGGUCUCGGUGCCAGUUUCCAGCCAGCAGCAACAACUGCCACACACGAUAACGCUGCAAACGCAGUCGGGAACUCAUCAGCAGCAGCACCCACAUCAGCACCAGCAGGCGCAGCAGCAACACGCGCCAGCGACGGGCACCAUCGUAAGCUUGCCCUCGGCUGUGGCGGGCACCCAGACGGUGGUAAUAACAAAUAAUGCCGCCGGAGGAGCAGUCCCAGGCGGCGGCGCCACCGGAGGCAACGCAAGCAGCGGUGCUAGUGGAGGAGGAGCCGGAACAGCCAUGCUGACCCUACCCAUUGCUCAAAUUGUCGGUGCCGGUGUACAGAAACUAAAUCCCCAAACAAUACGUGCCUCAAGUGUUGGUGGUGGUGUAGGUGUGGGCCAGCAGGCGUUGCAGCAGCAGCAGUCAGUCCAGGUCCAGGCUCAGGCUGGUGGCGGCAGCACCGCGGCCAUCCAGUUGGUCGGCACCAUCCAGCCCCGUUCCCGCAACGUCCAGGUGGUAGGUGCCAAGCAAUUGGCCACCAGUAGGCAACUCAUCACUGCGCAGCGACAAAUUGGAGGUUCCACGUUAAAAAUAGCCACGACUCCUGUGAACGCCGCCAAUGUAGUCACCAGCAGUUCCACUGCGCCUAUCGUGAUGUCUACUCAAAAGCUUCAACUAAAGACGGUGAAGGCUCCUGUGCAGCAGCAGCAGUUGCAGCAACAACACCGAAUACUCAACCAGCAGAGUACCUCCACGGUUUCGUCCCAGACACUGCCGAGUACGAGUUCCAGCGCGGUUCAGGUGCAGGUGCCGCAGCAGCCACAGCUGCAGCAUAUUCAGAUCGCAGGACGGGCCACCACCACCUCGGGGACCAUUAGCCAGCGGGCUCUGACGGCUUUGGCGGCGGCCAAGCAGCAGCAGCAGGCUGCGGUCAAUCGGAGGCGCUCAACCACUGACAUGACGAAGUAAAGACGACAAAGGAUACAAACAAUACAUAUUGUGAGGACGUACAGACGAAGCUCAAUCGAAAAGGAAGGCUUCUCGUUGUGGUUUUGCUGAUAUUAUAGUUUAUGGCUACUUCCUAACUGUCAUACUGUCGUAAAUAGUAUAUACCCGUAUACCUAAAUUGUUUUGAUGUGUACUUGUAAGUGUAAUGGCACGGGCAACGAAGCUAGGGCCUGGAGUCGGCCUAGCUGCAAACCUGCCGACUGCGCUCUAGACAGAAACGAACUAGGUGUAGACUCUUAAAAAUAUUUAUUUAGUUGUAUAUACACACAAAAUAUAUAUAAAAUUAUAUAUAUCAUAGCCAUUCAAACUACAUAAAAUAUACCUAACAACUUGGCUCCCAACUCCGAUUCGUUAAACCCUAAGACUAGUUCGAUAAGUGUGCUAAUUUUAAGCUGUACUGAAGGAGAGUCACAGAAAACAAAAACAAGCAAUAAGAUGAUGGAAAACAAAUUAUGUUUAAUUAAUUCGGAGUACGAUUACGUUUAGAAAAUUUGAACCGUUAUAAGGGUUAAUUUUAGAAAUUAAAAUUAUGCAUAUUGUACUAUUUAUAUUAUUAUUGCUAAAUAUUUAAUCGAUUGCCUAGCCUAAGUUCACAAACGAAAGCAACAUUUUAGUUUUUAAUGUACAAUCGUAGCCUCAACCAAUUUAGUACUUCCAAUUGCAAAAACAUUAAACGAAAAGCAAAAGAAAGAAUACAAAAGUCAGCAUCUAUUUAAUCAAUUUAUUUGUAAUAGCGCAAUGUACAAUAAAGUAGAGUCAAGAGCAGUCGAAGUUGCGGAGGCGCGGAGAGUUGACAGGAAGGGUUGAAUAAUGUGUACAAAAUAACGCUUUGACUAAACGAUUUGUUUUUAUACUACGCCAGUUUUUUUAAUGAAAUUAUUUAAGAAACGAGUUUUAUUAUGUUACAUCUUGCUGUAACUGUUUAGCAUGGAUUUGUUCUUCGUAAAACAAAAAUAAAAGAAACGCAAAGUAACCUCA
Molecule: messenger RNA, 7246 nt
Organism: Drosophila bipectinata
Lineage: Eukaryota; Metazoa; Arthropoda; Insecta; Diptera; Drosophilidae
Gene: Spt20
Product: transcription factor Spt20 homolog
Biological process (GO): regulation of transcription by RNA polymerase II
Cellular component (GO): SAGA complex
Molecular function (GO): transcription coregulator activity
Source: RefSeq, a predicted model, not a curated record